UGGUCGUGUGUGUUAUUUUAACAUGGAAACAAUACAGUAGGCUACAGGUUCUGGUCCAAACCAGACAGACAGACCGCCCGUCUGACACAACGGUUGUUUAAAUGUGUUAAUGUCGCUGUAGUUUUAUGGAACAGACAUGACGAAACUAAAGGUUUCAUCACAGACGGAUCAACAAUGUUUAAACCAGGGGGGGUUAUGGGACUCUGUGAAGAAGGCAGCCUUCAUCAUUGGGUCUGGACUCUUCUUCCUCGUGGCGUUUCGGAACUCUGUGAUGUGGCACCUGCAGCGGUUCUGGGGUGCAUCUGGAGACUUCUGGCAGACCCAGUGGAGUAAACUGCUGCUUCACUAUGAAGGCAGCGAGGCCACACUCUUCUUCCUGGGGACCAUGCUGGUUCCCUGGGUCAGUUUCUGGCUGCUGAAUGCACUUUUUAUGGUGGCUGACUCCACUGGAAAACCAACCUUCAUCACACGCUACCGCAUCCAGCAGGACAAGAACAGCCCGGUGGACCCUGAGCGUCUGCGUAACGCGGUGAAGACGGUGCUGAGGAAUCAGAUCUUCCUGUCGGUGCCUCUGGUGGUGAUGACCUACAUGGUGAUGAGGGCCCGAGGGGACCCCAUGGCCCCUGAGCUCCCCCUCUUCCACUGGGUCCUGCUGGAGCUCAGCCUCUGUGGACUGAUAGAGGAGGUGUUCUUCUACUACUCACACAGGUUGGCCCACCACCCUACCUUUUAUAAGCACAUUCAUAAGAUCCAUCAUGAGUGGACGGCUCCUGUUGGUGUAAUCGCCCUCUAUGCACAUCCUGUGGAGCAUGUGGUGUCCAACAUGCUGCCUGCUCUGGUAGGACCCAUUCUGCUGGGCUCCCACCUGAGCACCACCUGCCUGUGGUUCACUGCCGCCCUGCUGGUCACCACCAUCUCCCACUGCGGCUACCACCUGCCCCUGCUGCCCUCACCAGAGUUCCACGACUACCACCACCUCAAGUUUAAUCAGUGUUUUGGCGUUCUGGGUGUGUUGGAUCGUCUGCACGGCACAGAUGACAAGUUCCGCCAGACCAAAGCCUACGAGCGCCACUCUCUCCUACUCGGCCUCACACCCCUCGCACACACCAUCCCAGACCCACCCAAGAAGUCUCAGUGAGACACACACACACACACACACACACACACACACACAAAUGCUCUCAUUUCAGCAAUCUCAAUGUCAAUGUAGAUGUAAGCAUACAAACCUGUCUCCACACACACACACACACACACACACACACAGAGCUAGACUGGAAGAAACCACUUCAGUGAACAUUCAAUCAUUUUACUAAGGAUACACUCAUUGACACUAUUGAGAAGGUGUUUUUUUUUUAAUUGCACUUAAUUUAGUUUGUACAGAUGGCCUGAAUGAUAUGUCAUUUGAAGAAGAGGACCUGUUGAGUAGAUUUUUCCUGUAGUCUUGUUCAGGUUUUUAAAGUCCCGAUGUCAUGGUCUUUGUAAUGCAAAUUCAAUCUUUUACUGCUGAACAGUGUAUUUUUUGAUUAAAAUAUUUAAUAUCUGA
Clupea harengus (Atlantic herring) is the source of this 1543-nucleotide messenger RNA. RefSeq names its product fatty acid hydroxylase domain containing 2 (gene faxdc2). Lineage: Eukaryota; Metazoa; Chordata; Actinopteri; Clupeiformes; Clupeidae. The record is from RefSeq and is a predicted model, not a curated record. Gene Ontology annotation, molecular function: oxidoreductase activity; iron ion binding. Gene Ontology annotation, biological process: lipid biosynthetic process.